Messenger RNA from Mizuhopecten yessoensis (Yesso scallop), 2087 nucleotides. RefSeq lists its product as uncharacterized. The coding region runs from base 39 to 1187 and encodes 382 amino acids. The transcript is spliced from 4 exons. Gene Ontology annotation, molecular function: chloride channel activity. Gene Ontology annotation, cellular component: endoplasmic reticulum; membrane. Lineage: Eukaryota; Metazoa; Mollusca; Bivalvia; Pectinida; Pectinidae. The record is from RefSeq and is a predicted model, not a curated record.
UCUUGUUCCUGUUGCAUUUUUAUUAUCAGAUCCUCACAAUGGUUGCAUUGGUCUGCAUUACCAUGGCAGCUGGCGUCAAUAUUCGACUGACCUGGCGCCAAUUUGUCCUUAAAGCCUGUAUUCUAGCCUUCCUCAUUAGUAUUCCUAUGACCUGGUAUGAACUUUACAAGGCAGCUGAGAUCCAACAGCAGACUGCCGCAAUGAAGGAUGCACCACCAGAGUGUGUGAGAGACAAAGAAGACUUGGAUGAAAGCACAUUUGACACUUUGUUAGGUGUUGCUCAAUCAGCUUUUCGUGGAUUGUUCACAUUUGAAAAAGACAAUUGUCAGAAAUACUAUGAACACAUGCUGAUCAGCCCAUUCCUGAAGGUUCCACCAACAAAGGCCUUAGCUGUAACGUUUGUCCGUUUUUUCGUGACACCGUUAAAAGAUGUUGGGGAGGCUUUAGGAGAGUUUCUGCGAGCCUUACUUAUUGACUUACCCAUCACAUUGUACCCAAUUGCCAUUGCUGCUGUGACAAUAUUCUUUUUCCUCUUCCUGUUCAUGUGGAUGGGCUACAGCAUCCGUCUGCCAUUCUUUUUGUCCAUUGAGCCUGGCCAACCAACUGUGGCAGUAGGUGAUACAGGCACUCAGGAAGCUAUAGAAGAACAUAGCAGAGACCUGCAGAACCAGAUGCAGGCUAUACAGGAUGCACUGGUGAGUCAGGAGAAGAAAGUGAUGGAGAGCAUGAUGCACAUUGAGAGAGUCCAAAUGGCUUCCAUUGAGUAUGGUGCAUCUUUACAACAGCAGGGUUCAGGGGAUAACUGUCCUCCUACCCUAACACAGAGGAGUAAAGCUCCAGAAUCCCCUCAGAUGUACAUAGAGGCAUCAAAGCAUGACAUUGAACAAAGUUUAUCAUCAGCAUCAUCAGGAGGUAGCAUUGUGGAACAUUGUCCUAACAUUGUAAAUAUAAAAAUAAAAUCUCCAAUUCCUUGUUCUGAGGUUGCAAAUUCAGAAAACUGGACACAAAUUACAAAUGAUGAUACAAUCAAUGAUGAGGAGGUGAUUGGGGUUAAAAGAGACACAGAUUCAACUCCACCAGUAGCAGACAGUGUUGGGGUGGCCGGUACAGAGACUAAUCACACACAACAAUCAAAUGAAGUGAUGACACUUAAACCAGCAUACGUGUUUGAUCCCAACCCUUCUUGAUUGAUCCAUUGUUUCCUUUUCAUAACACUUGAUGGAUUAUUUACCUUGAUUUUUUUUGGAAUAAUUUGCCAUUUCCUUGAUUGACAUAGCAGGCAUAAACAUGUUGGUGUUAUUGUUUUCAUUUGGAUUACAAACUAGAGAUUUGUUUUUGUGAACAAAACGAUAUCCUAAAAACUUUGCACUUAUUAGACCUUUGACCUAAUGACAGUGCACUCUAUGUCAUCGGUGGGAGGAUAUCUUUGACUUAGCACUUAUUAGGGCUUUUCACCUACUGGUGAAAAGACCUAUUGUUUUUGUUAAGUUUCUUAUUAUUCUUAUUAUUCUUAUUAUUCUUCUUAUUAUUAUUAUUCCGUACUUUGUGAAUUCUGUUUCUUUUGAUUGGUAAACGAUAGGUUUAUAGUCUUUUAAGUAUGUUGUAGGAAAAGGUCUAAAGCUGAUCAAGCAACAUUUUCAAGUAGGUCAAAAAUUAAAUAUGGCCGCCAUGACGUCAUAGGUCAAAAUCUUAAAAUGACCAUAACUCAAAAAUGGUUCAAUUUACAGAAUUGACGCAAUUAUAUUAAAUGUAGAUAAUCUUCGGGGCUAACUUUUAUUCCAUUAUAAUAUUUCAUUUUAAGGUCAAAUAAAAAAGCUUGCUGUUGGGUCAAAGGUCACAAUUUAAAAAAAAAAAACAUUCAUUUUUCAUUUUUUUUUUUUAAUUCUUCUACAUAUCGAAGGAGAAUGCCACCAAUGGUUGACCUUGAUCAACUAUCAAGUUCACAAAGGUCAAAUGUUUAAAAAAAAAAAAAAAAUCUUCAAUCCAGAAUGUUCAAAAAUUGUUCGUAAGAUUUACUUUAUAUUCAGGUAUGAUGUGGACAGCACCAAUGCACAUAUUUUUGUCAAUAAAAAUUUUGAGUUGACCGG